CUCGAAUGGACUGGUCCUCGCAACCGUACAGGAGGCCAAGCAUGGCACUGCUGUUCCUGCCCUGACGAAUAUUUAUAUCGUGCAGAUGCGUCAGCGUAGGUUCGAGUCCGACUAUUUACUUUUGCCGCUCGCUCCUUUUCUUUGUCUUGCGACAGCGUCGAGCAUCCAUAGCUUUGUCCGCCGCAUCAAACUCGGGUCAGCUUUCCAGGCCACCCCGUUCCUCCAGUCUCGCCAAUACUCAGAUUUAACGGGAUCUGCGCGGCCCCUUCACGAUCCUUCUGCAGAUCUGGUGUGGGUAAUUUGACAUCUUGUCCGUGUCAGCUUACAUGUGGCAUCCUUGCUCGAACUGCUCACGCCAAAGCGAAUGACCUUCCGAGGUCGCACAACCCCAAGCUAAACAAUAUACACAACACAACUGGGUAGCUUGCGC
Messenger RNA from Cucurbitaria berberidis CBS 394.84, 430 nucleotides. RefSeq lists its product as uncharacterized. The transcript is spliced from 2 exons. The record is from RefSeq and is a predicted model, not a curated record. Bases 86 to 304 code for a protein of 72 amino acids. NCBI's taxonomy places the organism in Eukaryota, Fungi, Ascomycota, Dothideomycetes, Pleosporales, Cucurbitariaceae.